AUGUCACCCGUUCCUACUCACAAUUUUGCCCAAGCGCAUGGCCAUAAAGUGGUCUUCCUCUACGCCUCUCACACUCAGAUCCUUCUUCCAUCCACCUUUCGCCUCCUCGUUCAUCGAUCCAAUCACGAUGCUAUACUCAUGGCAUUCAUCGAAUCGGCUUAUCGAGCUUUGCGAAACGAAGAUGACGCUGCUGCUCAAAGUGUCAAAGACAGUCGCACGCCAAAGCCCGCUCUCCCGAAAACUUUCGAGAAGCUUUCCGAGCCCGCGCACGCUGCCACUCUAAGAGCGUACACCAUCUCGCUCACCACAAUCGCACAGGUCGGCAUUGUGUUGUCGUCGCGCCAGGACUUGAGAGAGGCGAUGCAAAGCGACUUUGCUGCAAUCUGGGAUCCCGAGUCCUUUUUGGCAAUCGCAGUUCUACGAAAGACUGACGUCACAGACACACUGGAACUGAUUGCUAAAGCAAUUGAAGUGAUUAGGCUUGGAUGUUGGUUGGACGCUUACUUGGACACAGGCAAUGCAUACUGGCCGGUCCCUUGCAAGCAAAGGCUCACGAUCCGUGGACAGGAGGACGCGAUCGCUAGGUUUGCCGAGAGGCGUAGAUCAGAAGGCACUCCUUUCGAGCAGACGCUUGGUGGAUACGCAACUGGUAUCGCAACGCAAGCGAGCAUCAAGGAGAUUCGACUAUUGGUCCAAGAUUAUGGGCAGCAAGACAUUGCUGUGAUCGAACGGUCUACCAUCCCCGUUCUCGACGAAGGGGAGUGGACUUUUUUGAAAGACUUGUUGGCGCCUCGACUCAAGGAGCGUCGUAUUCGAGUCAAGUUGACGAGCGAUCCAACCUCUCAGCUGCAAUGUUCGUCCAGCGGCUAUUUUCACAUUAAUCUCGGCGAAUUCCUAAUGCAGGCAGACGCCGGUCGCUCCCAAAAGCAUUUCGACAAAGCCUUGGAGACUCUUUGCGAGCAGGUUACUCUGUCUCGCAUCUAUGCGCCCAGCAUCGAGAUGUUGCUACUAGGAGGAGACACGAGGGAUUCUUGCGCCAUGAGAGCAACAAGAAUCUUUGAUGAAAAGCAGCUACCUUUUACCGUCGUCAAGCUUCUCAACUUGCUGUACCCCAAGGAUUCUCAUCGCUACGGUGACGAACCCGUCAACCUGUCCAGAGUACAAGGCAACCCUUGUCAGCAAGUCGCUAUCGUGGGCAUGUCGUGUCGAGUGCCCGGAGCCAACGAUGCCGACGAGCUCUGGAAGCUCUUGAAAGAAGGCAAAGACAUGUGCCAAGAGAUCCCAACACGAAUUUACCGCUACCAGGACUAUCACUCGGCUUCUUACAGAGAGCGCAACGUCAUGCGUGUCAAGACCGGCAACUUUGUGGAAUGCUCGAGCCUGUUUGACAGGAGCAUCCUCGGACAGGGCGUCUCAGUUGAAGACUGCGUCAAGAUGGAUCCACAGCAAAGGUUGGCCAUCUUGACCACUCAGGAGACAUUGCAGUCUGCUGGAUAUGGCUUCUCUCUGUAUCAGCAUCCCAAGAAGCCGGAGCAGUGGAGUACCCACCUUGCAUACUGCAGCGACGACUAUCGCGAACAUCUCAGCCAAAACAUCGAGGCCAACUUUGUUUCCAAUACGCAUCGUGCUCAUCUUGUCGCCAAAGUCAACGAGACCUUUGGCUUUCGGGGCGAAGCUUGCACCUACGACACCGCUUGCAGCUCUGCUCUUGUUGCUGUCGAAGCGGCUUGCAAUAGCCUGCUUGCAGGAGAGACUUCUGCCGUACUUACGGGAGGCGUCAACAUUCUGAUGCAACCCCAAAUCACUAUCGGCCUAGAUAGAGGCUUUUUCCUUUCGGCCUCAUCACAGUGCAUGACCCUCGAUGAUGCUGGCUCAGGAUACUCUCGCGCCGACGCUGUUUCGAUCAUGAUGCUGAAGCGACUGCCGGAUGCAGUCCGAGACGGUGAUCCCAUCCUUGGUGUCAUCUCGUCGGCUGCGACCAAUCACUCGGGGGAGUCCUUUUCCAUCACUCACCCACAUGGUCCAACUCAGAAGAGGCUGUAUCAGGCGGGCAUGCUGGCCAGCAAGACGUUGCCUGAAGACUUUACCUACAUUGAGAUGCAUGGCACUGGCACGCAGAGUGGCGACUUUGAAGAGGUCGGCGGCAUUGUCGAGACUUUUGGGAAUGACAAGAGAGGGGAAGAAUCUCUGCUCGUUCUUAGCUCAGUGAAGGCCAACAUUGGCCACUCUGAGGCAGCUUCAGGAGCUAGCAGUAUGAUCAAGACGCUCAAGAUUUACCAACACGGCCAAGUGCCACGCCACAUUGGCAUCCGCACCAAGCUGAACACCAAGCUUCCCCCGCUCUUUGGUCUGCACGUGCCCUUGGAGGAAACAAAGCUGGACAGAGUUGGGAGUGCAUUUACGCUAGUCGACAACUUCUCGGCAGCGGGUGGCAACUCUUCCAUCGUCAUGGACCGAGGCAGCGUCUAUCGUCAACGACUUUUGAAGAUGAGCAGGGAUGCUGACCAGGGAGGAGCAGACUCGAACCAGGAUAGUCGGCCUGUCGCCAAGCAUCAUCUUUUGUUCGUCACGGCUGCGACGCCAUUCUCUUUGGACGCCAAGCGGCGUCGACUCGUCGCAUUCCUCGAAGCCAACGUGGAUGUCAGUCUGACCGAGUUUUGCAGCGCAGUCUCGCUCAGCGACCCCAUGUAUCCAUAUCGCUUGAUGGCUAGCCCAGCUAGCCUCGCUGAAGUGAAGACAUGCUUGAGCAGCCAAGAGUCGGUGUCCAUCAUCGGUGCAGACGUCAAGAGGCGCCAGAUCGGCAUCGUCUUUAGUGGCCAGGGCGCUCAAUACAUGGACAUGGCCAAGGAGGUCUACGAGCAUAGCGCAGCCUUCCGUAAUCACGUCGACAGCUGCAAUACCAUUGCCCUCAGCUUGGGUUUACCAAACCUGGUCGAAGUCAUCCAUCCACCCAAGGCGGCAGAGGACGCAGCCCAGUUAGAAGCAAGAGCAGCACGCAAGGCGGACAGCUUCAGUCCAGCGCAGUAUCAGCUGGCGCUGAUUGCCACCGAGGUCGGGAUGGCUUCGAUGCUACGUGACUGGGGCUUGCAACCUUUAUGCGUUGUUGGACACUCGCUCGGCGAAUAUGCGGCACUCUGGCUGUCGGGCGUCAUUAGCCUGCGCAGCCUCAUCGAACUCGUUGGUCGUCGAGCCAUGCUCAUGAUGGAACUCUGCGAGCCAAACGCAUCGUCCAUGCUCGCUGUCAGAGAAGGUCCUGUCCGGGUGCGCCAAUUGCUCGAAGCGUCUGGUUAUACGGAUCUCGAGAUCGCCUGCUUCAACAGCCCAAAUGACACUGUUGUUGCUGGACCUACAGACAGGAUCGGCCAAAUGCUGAAGCUGUGCGAGCAACAAGAGCCCAAGAUCAAGGCGAUGGCAAUUCCUGUGCCUUAUGCCUUUCACUCGAGGGCUGUGGAGCCACUAAUGCAAGGGUACGGAGAGGUGACUGCCCGUCAUCGCAUCUCGUCACCGAAGAUCAAUAUUGCUUCUAACGUGCUCGGACAAGUUGUGGCCCCUGGCAGGAGUGACUUUGAUGCACAGUAUCUGGUGCAACAUCUGCGACAGCCAGUGCGAUUCGCCGAGUCCAUUGCAGACCUACAGUACAAGCUCAAGGUCGACACCUGGAUCGAGAUUGGUCCUCACCCAACCUGUAUCCCGAUGCUGAAGGGCUGCUAUACCGAAGCAGGAAAUAUGCCGGACUUGAUCCCGUCAUUUCGACGGGGAAGCUCAUCCUGGACUUGUACACUUGAUUUGGUCAAGGAGCUCGCCUCUGGCGGUAUUGACUUGGACUGGAGUCGUGCGUUCGGUGACCUUGGACUGCGCUUCCCUCAUCACGAGCUUUGUGCGCGCCUACCUCUGUAUCCUUUCGAUUUGGAAGAGUACCGGGUUCCCUUCAAGGAUCGUGGCUUGCGAGAUCAUCUCAUGUUGAUGCAGAAGGAGCCAAAAUCAACGUCCACCAAAUCUAAACAUCAGGUUGCAGCUACAGCUCGGCAAAGAUGGCCAAAGCCUCUGCAUGCCUUGCUUUGGCAAUGCGUCAAGCUCGAAGCCCAGCCACCGUCAGCCUUGUUCCUGGCUCGCGUCAACCAGCGGCCCUUCCGCGACUUUAUUCAGGGUCACAUUAUUCUCGGUGUGCCCUUGGCGCCGGCUACUGUCUUUGUCGAGCUGGCACAGGAAGCAGGCAUGUACUGGUGGCGCAUGGAUCCCUGUUCGACCAAGCCCACGGGUCAGCUGGAAGAAGAUGUUGUCAUUGAAGUGCUUGACCUGUCGAUGGUGGCAUCGCUGUACCUCAACGAACACGAUGCCAAGCAGAGUAUCGAGGUAAGCAUGCAGGGCAAUCCGACGUCAAAGGAUGGCUCCAUCGUGCAGUUCUUCUCGCACAGCAAGCAUCAGCAUCAGAAGAACCAAUACGGAUCUUGCCGUAUCAAGAUUUCUACACAAGACAGCGUCGCUGCAGAUUGGACCAAGCUACGACAUCUCAUCCUGACAACAGCUUCGGCAGUCAAGUCUCAACCUGCCUCUGUGAUGAGGACCGAUACGAUCUACAGGACGUUUGAAGCGAUUGUGCUCUACCUUGAUGGUUUCCGAGGCAUGAAGACGAUCUGGAUGACGGAGCGUGGCGACGAGGCUGUCUCCGAAGUGAUGUUCAAUGCAGAAGCCAUCAAUGGCCGCUUCCUGUGCAGUCCCAUGCUGCUCGACAGUCUCGGCGGGCUCACUGGCUUUAUCAGCAACGUCGGCUUUGCAGAAGGUCCCUUUGUAUACAUGGCUGAAACCAUCGGCAGGAUUGCGACGAUGCCUGGCUUGAGGAAGCUGCAACCUGGCAGUGGGACCAAGGUGCAUGUCUAUGCUAGGAUGGAGCAGGACAAGGAUCUCUCCAAGGGCUCUGCCUACUUCUUCCUGUCUGACGGCCAGCUCAUGGGCACCAUGGAAGGCAUCGCAUUCAAACGCAUCCGUCGCGACAUGUUGUCUAGGCUGGUCCAGCUGUCCUCGAAGGCCUUUGCAAGCGAGGCGGCCAGGGCAGCUCAGGAGAAGAGCGAGCAUCCUGGUCGCCAAGAGGCCAGCAACAGCGAGCAAAAGAGGAAUGCCGCAGGACAACAGUCAUGUAAGCAAGCAGAUGUCUCACAGGAGCUCAAGGUCAAGAUGGCAGCGUCAUGCGUUCCAGCGCGACUGAACGAGGCUCGAUGCGAUUCGCCCAUGGAUGUCCUCACGAAUCCCAACCGGCGCUUCACAUACUCAGCGCCUCUUCACAUGGGUGGUCCUCAGCUGAAACGAUUCGACGACACCAACGUCCUCUUUCUGUUUCCUGACGGCAGCGGCACCGCUCAGAUCUAUCCAAAGAUCGACAUUGAAAUGGCAGGCAGCCUAUCAGUAUAUGGCCUUGACUCGCCUUACUUGGGUCAAGUCGAAGCGUGGAGUCGAGGAGUUGCCGAACUAGUCGAUCGAUACAUUGAGAUGCUGUGCCGCGUACGGAGCCGAGGCCCCUUUAAGCUGGCUGGUUGGAGCAUCGGAGGCGUCGUUGCACUGGAAGUGGCUCGCCGUCUUCUUUCUGUUGGUCAAGAGGUAGCUUUUCUCGGUCUGAUCGAUACUCCCAAUCCAAAGCAGAUCAAACCACUGCCCACGGAGACGCUCGAUUAUAUGCUCAAGAAGAUCAGAUCCAGCACUGUUCGAGAGCACUUUCGAUCAUGCGCUCUCAGCCUGCCGGAGUAUCGCUGCCAGCCCUUGCAAGCUGCCGAUCGGAAGCCUAGCAAAGUUGUGGUCAUCAAUGCGGCCGACUCUUCGAAGCUGGAAGGUGUGAUGGCCGACAAGAGCCAGUGGCGAUCCUUCUGGUCAGACUCAGCCAGACUCGUAUGCGAGGUGGUGACAGGUGAUCACUGGACGUGCCUCGAGGCUGCUCUCAACCUCGUCGUCAGCCAGGCCAAGUGA
Ustilago hordei is the source of this 5955-nucleotide messenger RNA. RefSeq lists its product as uncharacterized. The transcript is spliced from 2 exons. Lineage: Eukaryota; Fungi; Basidiomycota; Ustilaginomycetes; Ustilaginales; Ustilaginaceae. The record is from RefSeq and is a predicted model, not a curated record. Gene Ontology annotation, biological process: secondary metabolite biosynthetic process; fatty acid biosynthetic process. The coding region runs from base 1 to 5955 and encodes 1984 amino acids. Gene Ontology annotation, molecular function: fatty acid synthase activity.